AUGAAGAUCAGCGCCCUCAUUCUCCCCUUCCUGGCACUCGCCAUGGCCGCGCCCUCGCCCGGCCGUGGCCAUGCUGUGUCUGGCGACGACGUGCCCGCCGACUUGAAGGGCGUUUUCCGCAUCGUCGGCGACGUCGUCGUUGGCCCGGGCGGCUACUUUGACUCGACCGGCUUCCACGAGGGCGAGUACCACGGCAAACGCGAACUCGAGGCGCGCUUCCUCCUCACCUGGAAGCUCCUCAAGCUCAAGGGCUGGAAGUUCGGCCACGGUGGCCUCAAUCCCCCCGGCGGCGGCUGCUGGGGCUCUGGCGGCUGGGGCUCUUGCGGUGGCGGCGGCGGUGGCUGCUCUGGUGGGAACUGUGGUGGCGGCGGCGGCGGCGGCUGCGAGAGUGGAAACUGUGGUGGCGGCGGCGGCGGCUGCGAGGGUGGAAACUGUGGUGGUGGCGGCGGCUGCGAGAGUGGAAACUGCGGAGGUGGCGGUGGUGGCGACGGCGGCCACGGUGGUGGUCACGGCGGGUGCAAGGGUAAGAACUGUGGCAAGCCCGGCUGGUAG
Cutaneotrichosporon cavernicola is the source of this 552-nucleotide messenger RNA. RefSeq lists its product as uncharacterized. The transcript has a single exon. Lineage: Eukaryota; Fungi; Basidiomycota; Tremellomycetes; Trichosporonales; Trichosporonaceae. The record is from RefSeq and is a predicted model, not a curated record. Bases 1 to 552 code for a protein of 183 amino acids.